CGCGCCCAUGGCGGACGCGACCGCAGCGCGAGCGCCCGCGGCGAACGCGUCGCGGCGACCGGCGACCACUCCCGCGGGGUUCAACCCUACGGGCGCGCUCGUCGUGGCGGUCCUCCUCGCCUUCGCCGGCGCGGACGUGUUCACGACGUACAAAGACCACGCGGCGGCGUCCGCGUCCCCCGAGCUCGCGCCGAACGAGUUCGCCGUCGCGGACCCGACGAGCCUCGGCGGGAAAGUUCACAUCAGCUUCUGCACGAAAUGAAACUACCGCGGCGGGUACGUGCACGUGACCGAACAGAUCCAGAAGUCCUUCCCCGGGAUGGAGGUGGUCGGUUCGCACCACCCGCCGACGGCGACGAACGCCGCGCUCGCGAAAGCGGUCGGGUUCGCGCAGUUUAGCGCAAUCGCGGCGACGUUCAGCGGCGCGCAGGUCUUCCCGGCGCUCGGGAUGGCCGUCCCGAGCUUCGUGGCCGGGAUGGCGGAGAACAAGCUGCAGUCCGCGGGCGCGGCGUUUUUCUUGGGGAACACGCUGUCGCAGAACUUGCUAAACACGGGCGCGUUCGAGGUGUAUUACGACGGCGACGUCGUGUUCAGCAAGCUGAACGAGAAGAGGCUGCCAAACGUGCAGGAGAUUUUGCGCGGGUUGGAGUCGCGCGUCGGACGCGCGAGGAAGCGGGCGGCGGAGACGGCGCGACUCGAGGAGGCGACGGCGUAACGGAACGGGACGGGAACGCGACGGAUGAUGUGGAGGGUAGGGAAGGGGAGUGGACGCGGCGAAGGCGCGCGCGGUGGGAACGAACGGACGCGUCGAGAGAGCGCGGACGCGCGGAGAAACAAAGUGACGGCGCGACUUCGCAAGCCGGCGAGAAUCAGCCGGCGAAUCGCGCCCGAAGUCUCCGCGUCGACGACGCCUCACGACGCGCGCGUUCGUUCCCCUCGCGCGCGCGCCGCUCGACGAAACGCACACGCGCAGACGAAGCGCACGUCAUGAAUUAUUAGCCAGCCGCGCGUGAACGCCGACCGCGUCAUCUCGGU
Messenger RNA from Micromonas pusilla CCMP1545, 1035 nucleotides. It is a transcript of the gene SELT, whose product is annotated as selenoprotein T. Gene Ontology annotation, molecular function: thioredoxin-disulfide reductase (NADPH) activity. Gene Ontology annotation, cellular component: endoplasmic reticulum membrane. Gene Ontology annotation, biological process: cell redox homeostasis. The transcript is spliced from 4 exons. NCBI's taxonomy places the organism in Eukaryota, Viridiplantae, Chlorophyta, Mamiellophyceae, Mamiellales, Mamiellaceae. The record is from RefSeq and is a predicted model, not a curated record.